Melampsora larici-populina 98AG31 is the source of this 1688-nucleotide messenger RNA. RefSeq lists its product as uncharacterized. The transcript is spliced from 2 exons. Lineage: Eukaryota; Fungi; Basidiomycota; Pucciniomycetes; Pucciniales; Melampsoraceae. The record is from RefSeq and is a predicted model, not a curated record. The coding region runs from base 12 to 1448 and encodes 478 amino acids.
GAAACACCAAGAUGGAAAAAGAAGAAGAACAGCUUGAGUCUGAGUCAGCAAGGAUUAUCAAAAACGAACCAUCCAACCCAAUCCCACUCUCAUUCCCUGCCAUUCUCAUCAAUCCUCGUCUCAAGCAUCUCACUCAACCGAACACCAGAAGACCAAAUCAACGUCAAACUACAACUACAUCAGCUACUUCCCGUGCUCAAAAUCAAGGUCGACGACGACUCAACAGACUGGAAAAUGCCAAUUUCUCUUCGAAUCCCCACGUUAUACGACCAACUCUAGCAGAUUAUCAACUUCAAAAACUUGUCACGCGUCCUACGUUUCCAGCACCUCCGCCACCUCAGUUUCCAAUCUCACUGAUCGCUCCUGGAAGAGAAGCAAUCGAGGUUGACCCACCUUCAGCUGCAUUUGGUUCAUUUAAUCGUUCCUUGAAAGGAAUACGUAAGAAUAUCAGAAGAUUGGUAUUCGGACCUCGUGCUUGCAAUUCGAAUGUUGAUAAACAAUUCACCGGCGGAAGAGUCGCAGAGAUCCUCAAGCUUGUUGAUGAACAACUUUCGGACUGGAUUCGUACGAGUGCAGUAUGGCUGCCAGAGGAGUUGAAUGAUGGUUUACACAACACACGGGUCAUAGAUCCAACAAUCUAUCCAUCUUCCGAUCUAGUCUCGUCCCGAUCAGUAGAUGUGGAGCACACACCUCAGCCAACAAUAGUAGAAUUAUUGCGUUCGCCUCAUAAGGUUACUUGGGAUAUCCCUGAUCCCUUUGCUCGAUACUUGGUACACGCGGUCGCUCGAUAUUAUGGUAUUGUCUCUUUCGCUCGUCAAAUAUCACGGCCUACUCAAGCCCCACAGCGACUGGUAGUGAUGGUGAGAGCACAUCUGCCAACGAGGCAAGGCAUGCGUCAAGACGGGCGACAAUCUCUUGAUACUCCACCUACCACUGACCUUGGUAGUGAAUUAUCGACUGCCGAGCUAUCUGACUUUCUUUCGUCUACCGAUGAUGAGCAUGACCCACUAAUCCAUCAGACUCCGGCCCCUCGUCCCCCGCCGAUCCCAACAUCCCAACUACUACUCUCACCCACCCCCGAACCAAUGAAGACCCCGGUUCGUGCUAUCGUUGUGGAUUCUGAUGAUGGUGACAAUUCUUCACGAUGUGCUUCAGACACAGAUGAACUUGAAUCACAUCUUUCAGAUUCGGGUUUUCUACUACCUAAGCCACCUAGCGACUCUGAUAUAACACCACGAGGAAAGCCAAGUUGGCUUCGCGCCUCACUAUCUCAGACUCCAGUCCCAUCUACGUCUGUAAUGGAAGCCUCACGUAGGAGUCCAGAGCCGGCCGCUCGCCUCAAGCUCAAACAACAGCAGCACCAAGAUUCUAAAAAAACCAAGGUUCAACUUACUGAUUAUUCAGUACCUAAGAAAUCAUUCAUGCAAUGGAUUCAAGGAGAUAUCUAAGCUUUUCAUGAACUUUUUGUAAUGGCCUUUUGGUUCACUUUGGUUUCAUUUUGAUUGGUACUGUGGGCUUUUCUCAUGAGCUUCAAUUUGAUUUGGCUCCUAGCUGUUUUUAUACAGCGGCUUUGUUGAUAUGUAGAUCGGUAUGAUUGAUAGAUGUGAAUGAGAAACAAUCGUAAACAUUUGUAACAUUGGCUCAGGGAACAUUCAUCACCUUUUCACUGCAUACAUUCCAGUCAAAUC